Messenger RNA from Penicillium brevicompactum, 480 nucleotides. Its product is annotated as SRPBCC family protein. The record is from RefSeq and is a predicted model, not a curated record. Bases 1 to 480 code for a protein of 159 amino acids. Lineage: Eukaryota; Fungi; Ascomycota; Eurotiomycetes; Eurotiales; Aspergillaceae. The transcript has a single exon.
AUGUCCAACAACGUCGCCUUCACAGCCCCAAUUAACCCACCGGGUUCAACACCAGUCCUGACUACCGAACAAGUCUGGAACGGGCUCCUCCUCAAGAUCCGCUCUGCGGAGACCUUUGUCCCAGCAGCGAUCCAAUCCACAAAAGUCAUCAGCGAGUCCACCGAUCCUACAACCGGGAACCCGGUCACCGUUCGCGAGGUUAUUUUCCGCGAAAACCAAAAGGCCGUGCAAGAGACUGUCACCGCAUUCAAAGCUACAAGGGUGGAAUUCGAGCAACCGGAUGGAAGCAAGGUUAGCAAUGUGCUAAGUGCUGGAGCUGGCGGUGAUCUCUACAUGACUUAUAUCUUUGAGUGGAGACAUCCCGGUGCGUCGGAGGAGGAGUUGGCGAUACUGUACGAGAAGGAAAAGAAAAUGAGCCAGAUGGCGGUUGAGGGGACGAUCAAGGCGUUGAGACAAUUGGUUGAUGAGAAGAAGCUAUAG